Molecule: messenger RNA, 4608 nt
Organism: Colletotrichum destructivum
Lineage: Eukaryota; Fungi; Ascomycota; Sordariomycetes; Glomerellales; Glomerellaceae
Product: Putative major facilitator superfamily, MFS transporter superfamily
Exons: 4
Coding region: 2861-4432 (523 amino acids)
Biological process (GO): transmembrane transport
Cellular component (GO): membrane
Molecular function (GO): transmembrane transporter activity
Source: RefSeq, a predicted model, not a curated record
AAUACAACCCACCUGACAGGUUACGACAGAAGUUGACAGAGGCUUCCGAGACACGCCCAGGAGUUGACAAUGGCACCCUAUCUCUCCCUAACUACCCUGUUGUCCGAUUUUCUCAGCACCCUUCGGCCAUCCGUGGACGUUGACGGCUUUUCCCGGCGUCACGUCACCUCCUGAUCGACCAAGAUCUUCGGCCUUCCCAAGAGCCCUGGGCGUCCCAGCUCGGGGUCUGAGACGAUGGCCAUGUCCGGAGACGACCUGACGGGCCCCGAUCGUCCCCCUUCGGCCCCCCGGGCCAAGGCAUCAAAGAGCUUCAGGUUCCACCAGCACGGCACCAUGCAUCACAGGGCGCCCGCCAUCAAAGUUUGGGCCGUUGAACUAUGGAAGAGGGCGCCGGGGUGAGGCAGCGGCCGUUUCCGCCGCAAACGCCACAUCGCAAAGCUACCAUUCCGGUGGUGUGCCUUUCCUUUGUGUUCAUUCCGACCUCGAGCUUGUUAUGCUUGUUCGGAAGCUUGGCUCUCUUGCGCUGUCCUGACUUUUGGCAUCACGAUCAUUCGGUCGUUGUCGUAAGGGCCCUCGUCUGCCCACUGCCUGCCAACCAAGAGUACCGGCUAUAUUGAGGACUGAAGUGUCGCCUAGUCACCUAACCUUACAUGUUGCCUUCCAAUGGCAACUGGAGGCAUGCUGUCGACGAUGACGUGCAACCCAUCUGUCGGACACUUGCUAUCGGCGGACCGUCUAUACAGUGGAAUGAGAACUCUGCUGGCAUCGCUUGCCAACUGGACAGUUUUUCAGGACACGGCUCUUAAAUCCAUCGGAUUGGUUCUUUUCGAUUUAACCGAGGGAAAACAAACUUCCGGGACCUCUUCACGGCAGUUGGAAACGCUGUUAUGCCCUGGCAGAUUUCGUCGACCUUUGUAAUCACAAUCUGACGUCUCCAGGCUCCGUCCCUCUCGGCCGACAGACAGUACGAUCAUUCUGGAUCUCCCGGCCGCAGAAGCCGCGCGCAGCGCCAAGCAAGCACCUUCCUGUCGCUCAACCCCCAAAUGUCCCACAGCUCGCUUCUCGGCCAAGUAGAGGGGUGGCUGGCUGAGGGUAUCACCUCUUCACUGAAUCGCGGAUGAUCAAGUCGUCUAGGUUCAAUGGUAACCAUCGCCGCGAAACCCAAUCACGGUGUCGUACUUGGAUUAACGAUGCUCAGUUCAUCAAAGCUACUCACUCACCUUACGUACAGGUAUCUUGACUCUUGAGUCUUUGGGAUCAUCAACCUUUGUACCCAAAGGGUCGAUGAUCGAUAACAUGAUUCGCCGCCCCUGUCGCUGCCUUCCCGAUAGUUCCCUACGUCGCGGCUCAGCAGUUCUUUGCUACCAUCGCACAGAUUCAAGCGCCUUAGGGCUGUGCCAGCACCGAUGGUUUUCCGGCCUGCACCGCCUUCCGGGCGACUGAACAUUGGAUGACACGGAGGGAAUCUGGCUGGUUUGCAAGAGAGCUAAGCCUCGGAAGCACGUUUCCAUCUACUGCUACAGUUUUAACAUUAGACAUAACCACCUCCAAUCUUUGUCAAGCCGGUACAGCGGCUUCACUUCGUAAUCGCACAGAAAGGAACCACUAGUAUCCGGCCCUCACAAUGACUCUCUGCCGGCAGGCUCAUGGUGCGCCCCAAGUUCCAACUGCGCGGCUCUAAACUUUGGGCGGACCCAGCUCACCUCGAUGGCGGCCGGCAGCACGUCUGCAAUCCUUGAACUACUUGAUCAACCAAUAUCAUCGUCUCAUCAUCAGUGACAAGCCUUACUCCGUUCCGUGCGUUCCGCAACUCUCGGAACCAUCACCAAGCGAGACCAACCGUCAUCCACUUGUAGGGAUAGCGCCGCGUCAACCCCCAUGGGCGGUUCACGCUAGCGAUUCAACUUCACUUGCCGAUCCCACUUGCCGAAGUCAAGAUGCUCCAGCUGCCUUGGCGGCAUCGAAACACCCCUCGAGAUUGCAACUGAGCUGGCCUAAUUGGCCUUUUCAAGCCAGCUGAGCCAGGGCAUUUAAUCGGGGCACGUGGAGCUUGCGACGAACCAAGUGGAGGCCUUCCCCGGGAUUGCGGGGGCGGAAGAGCGCGGAGAAUCUGGGGGAGACACAGCGGCUAAGCGGAAGCGGAGGCGGAGGCGGAUGAGAUUGAGAGAAUUCUUCUUGUCGUACAAAGCGUUCUUCAAGGUUGUCGACUGAGUCUCUCGAUUUCGGAAUUCGACUUCACGAGUGAGGGCCCAACGACAUCUGGCAUGCUUUCGCCGAGGCUGAUCUCCCGUUGCAAUCGAUGGCCACGACUCUCGGCAUGAUGGGCGUCUUUGAUACCACCCAGUCCACAUUUGGAGGAGAAGAGCCCCCAAUCUUGUCGACGUGCGCUGCAUUCAGUACAACCUUGCUGACGGGGUAUCAUUCCUUACCCCGCAGGAAAUUCCACUUGGAAGGGUACCCAAAGACGACAAGGAGGGUGCGGCAAUGCCAAAGCUGCAGCAAGCCCCCCCCAACAGAUUGGCUGCCCGGCAUGCUUGACGGUAUCGAAGCAAAGCUAGGGACAUGAUUCGGCAUUUCAGCCGGGGUCCUGACUGCACCAUGCAGUGCUGACCUUUUGAAUUUAAAUAGAUGGCCAUCGUCGUCGUCGUCGUCGUCGUCCUCGUGGUCAGGUAGUGGAUCUCGUCACCUCGUUCUCUGAUCACUAGGGGCCGACUUCGACGACUUCAACGACAUAACUCGUGGCCUGGAAGGGGAAAAGCCGGGUUACUCUUCAACACUCCGCCGAGGGCGUCUGCAAAAUCUUUACCUCUUUGAACCCAACCCCUCUUCGUCACUUGAAUCAAGGGGAGUUCGUUCCGCCAUGUCUUCCACCGAGAAAGAUUCCACCGAGAAAGACGUGCCCCAGGGUACCCAUAUCGAAGGCGCGGCUGCUGAGGACCACUCCAUUAGCGCCGCCCCUGUCCACGACGGGAUUCACAACGCAGCUGGAAAGGGCCAGGUCGCAACAGACAAAUAUGGUCAUCCCCUCGUCGAAUUCGACCCUGUAGCUGUCCGCAAACUCCGUUGGAAGCUCGAUUUGUACACCAUUCCUACAGUGGCCCUACUGUACCUCUUCUGCUUCAUCGACCGUGCCAACAUCGGAAAUGCCAGAAUCGCCGGCCUCGACAAGGACCUUGGUCUCCAGGGUUACGACUACAAUAUCAUCCUCUCCACUUUCUACGUCUCAUACAUCAUCUUCGAGAUCCCUGCCACGGUCGCUUGCAAGUGGAUGGGCCCCGGCUGGUUCCUGCCUGUCACCACGCUCCUGUUCGGUAUCGUCUCCAUCGCCACGGCCUUCGUCCACAACCGUGCCGCCAUCUGUGGCGUGCGCUUCCUGCUCGGCAUCUUCGAGGCCGGCAUGCUGCCCGGCAUCGCCUACUACCUCUCCCGGUGGUACCAGCGCGCCGAGCUGACGUUCCGUCUGUCGCUGUACAUGGUCAUGGCGCCCCUCGCCGGCGCGUUCGGUGGUCUUCUGGCCUCGGCCAUCCUCACCCUUGAUUCUUUCGGUAGCCUUCACCGCUGGCGGAUGAUCUUCGCCAUUGAGGGAAUCGUCACCAUCCUACUGGCCCUCAUCUCCUUUAUAACCCUCACCGACCGCCCUGAGACGGCGCGUUGGCUGACGCAGGAGGAGAAGGACCUCUGCAUCGCCCGCGUCAAGUCGGAGCGCGUGGGCGCCACCGAGGUCAUCGAUAAGAUCGACAAGACGAAGCUGAAGCGCGGCAUGUUCAACCCCGUCACCCUCGAGAUCGCCGUCAUCUUCCUGUUCAACAACAUCACGGUGCAGGGCCUGGCCUUCUUCCUCCCGACCAUUGUCGCCAACAUUUACCCGACCUUCUCCACCGUCCAGAAACAGCUGUACAGCGUACCCCCUUAUGCAGCCGGAGCCUUCUUCACCCUCGCCUUCCCCGCCCUGAGUUGGUACCUUGAUAGGCGCCAAGUGCUCAUCGCCCUGAGUGCGCCGAUGGUCAUGUGCGGAUACAUCAUGUUCCUCGCGUCCAAGGUGGCCAGGGUCCGCUACGGAGCGACGUUCCUCAUCGCCAGUUCGGCCAUGGUUAUGGGGCCCAUGUCCAACGCCCACAUCAGCGCCAACGUCGUCAGCGACACGGCGCGCAGCAGCGCCAUCGGUCUCAACGUCAUGUUCGGCAACAUCGGCGGCCUCAUCUCGACAUGGAGCUACCUCGGCUGGGACGCGCCCGACUUCCACAUCGGCAACGGUCUCAAUCUCGGCGCCUCGAGCAUGAUCUUGAUUCUGGCCACGGCCGCCUGGUUCUGGAUGAAGUGGGACAACAAGCGCCGCGACGACCUCAGCAUCGAGGAGGAGCUGGCGGGUCUAUCGGAGCAGGAGGUCCGAGACCUGGACUGGAAACAUCCUGCUUUCCGCUGGAGGACCUGAGGGAGCGAUGAUGGGCAAGGAUGUAGAACUGUCGUCGUUGUUGUUAUUGACUAGCAGCCUAUAAGGUUGCUUGCUUGCUGGGGUUAACUAGAGCUAUUACGAAUACUACGAUACUUGGGCUUUUUUUGUGUUUACACCACGUCGAUCCCAAGCGGAUCAGACCUCGCUUUCUCUUC